Helianthus annuus (common sunflower) is the source of this 4460-nucleotide messenger RNA. RefSeq names its product retrovirus-related Pol polyprotein from transposon RE1. The coding region runs from base 2632 to 4266 and encodes 544 amino acids. The record is from RefSeq and is a predicted model, not a curated record. The transcript is spliced from 2 exons. NCBI's taxonomy places the organism in Eukaryota, Viridiplantae, Streptophyta, Magnoliopsida, Asterales, Asteraceae.
UAAAAUGUUUGUUAGGAAUUAGAUUGAUUGUGAUUAGUUUAUUACCGUAAUUAUCUCUUCUCUGUGUACUAUGUAUAGGGGUGGUCUCCAGUUUGAAUGUAAGGAAUAUUGACUAUCUUACAUGGUAUCAACCUUCUGGCUUUGAUUUCGAUCCAGCCACCUCCAUCCGUUCUUCACCUUCUUGUUCUUCACUACCACCAUGACCGACAAAACCGAUCCCAAAAACCAAACCUCCACCCUUCACCUGGUUUACACCGUAACCAACAUUCAACAUAAAGUCCGUGUCCUCGACGGCGUCGAGGUUUCAUACCCCACGUGGGUUAAACUCUUCACCCUCCACGCCACCGGCUACGAGGUUACGAACCACAUUGACAGCUCGCUGUCACCCGAUAAAGCUUCCCCGGAAUAUCCCGCUUGGAAAAAGAUUGACGCCGUUGUCUUACAGUGGAUAUACGGCACGCUCACGAAUGAUUAUUUGGUUCGCGUUUUGGAGGAUGAAUCUACCGCUCAUGAGGCGUGGGUUCGGGUCAAAAACCUGUUUCUAAACAACAAGGCAUCCCGAGCCGCCGCCUUACAGCAGGAACUCUCAAAUCUCACCCUCGCAUCCAUGCCUAACCUGGAAGCCUAUUGCCAGCGGGUACGAGAUCUCACGGAUCAACUCGCUGCUGUGGAUUGUCCCCUUAACAACACACAAAAAAUUCUGCAUCUGAUUAAAGGUCUUCCUCGUGAGUACGACACCGCGACCUCAAUCCUCAAUCAGAACCUACCCACUUGGGAAAAUGCGUGCAAUCAACUUCACUCCGAGGCACAACGUAUUGCGGCUCGUGAUGCACUGUCUCCAACUCCCGUAGUGGCUGCGGCAAUCAGUUCUCCACAGGAAAAAUCCCGUGAACAACAACCUUCCUCGAACCGGGAUCGUCGCUCUUACAAUCGGGACUCUCAUCCUCGUCGUGAUUCAAACCGUACGGGUCGCAACAACCAGCGAGGAUCCGGGCAGACAUCAAACAGGUCGUACUCAUUUCAGCAGCCACAGUAUGCUCCAUAUUGGCCUCCGCCACUUGGUUAUCCACCUUACUGGGCACCGCCCCCUUGCCCCUACCCGACGCGACCUUGGGCUUCCCCAGUAGACAACCGGCCCAACUCUCGGCCCUCCAACGGCCAAGGUUCCUCCCGACAGCAAUCGGCCCAGGCCCAUAUCAUCGAAACUGACCCGCUCGAGCCCACUCAGUUAGCGGCAGCGGUUAAUGCACUUUCCAUGGAUUCCGGCGGUGAUCAGUGGCAUUUCGAUUCAGGAUUUCAAGGAUGGCACGGUCCUGAGUCGUCACAACAGUUCUAGUGAACUUUAUCCACUCACUCCACCUGCUUCCGCAACCGCCUGCUUUGCUUCGACUAAAGACUCUCCGUUUUGGCAUGAUCGGCUUGGACACCCGGGUCGACCCGUUAUGGAGUUUCUUAAUUCUAAGCAUUUUAUUUCUAGUUCUAAAAUAAAGACUCCACCUGUUUGCGAGUCGUGUCAAUUGUCCAAACAUAAACGGUUACCAUUUUCAGAUUCUACUACAAGUACUCUGUUACCUUUUACUAUUUUGCAUUGUGAUUUGUGGACUUCUCCGAUCGUGAGUCAUGCAGGUUAUAAGUACUAUAUGGUUUUAACGGACGAUUACACACAAUAUACAUGGGUAUACCCGUUAAAAUUUAAAUCCGAAACUUUCACAAAAUUCACUCACUUUCACAACUUCGUCAAAACACAAUUUAAUCUCCCAAUUAAAUCUUUCCAAUGCGACAUGGGAAGCGAAUUUGAUAACACCAACUUUAAAAAUUUCACAACUCAAAACGGUAUUCAAUUCGGUUUUCUUGCCCUCAUACGUCUCAACAAAACGGCAAAUCCGAGCGCAUGAUUCGUCGUAUUAACGAAAUUAUGUUUGCUCUCCUCACCCAUGCUCGCCUUCCAUCCACUUUUUGGGUCGAGGCUUUACACGCGGCUUCUUACCUCCAUAAUAUUCUACCCACCAAACUCCAUCAAAAUCGAACUCCUACUUCCCUGUUAUACCUCCGUCAACCUUCCUACGACCAUCUACGUGUAUUUGGUUGUUUGUGUUAUCCCAACCUUCAUCCACUCACCCUCACAAACUUGCGUUUCGUUCCACUCCGUGUGUCUUUCUCGGUUAUCCGGCUAAUUACCGCGGGUAUCGAUGCCUUGACAUCGCCACCGGUAAAACCAUUUUCUCACGACACGUAAUUUUCGAUGAAACCAAGUUUCCGUUUGCCAACCCAUCUAAAUCGCCACCGUCACAUUCGUUUCUCGACCCCUCACCUCUUAUCUUUACCCAACCUAUCUCUACCCCAAACGGCCCAACAACUGCUACAACCCAACCUCACGGCCCAACACCUUCAACCCCACAUGGCCCAAACCCAUCCUCUCCUACCGGCCCACAGCAGGUUCUCGAACCCAAUACCCCAGGCCCAUCUACAAACGCUGGCCCUGUUUCCCAUCCUUCUAUCCUCGGCCCACACCCCACAUCAGGCCCAUCUUCCACAAACCCACUUUCUCCACACCAACAGAGCCCGUUUCCUGUUGACACUCCCGUUGACAUUCAACAACCUCCACCGGCUGUCCCUAUACCGACCCACCCCAUGCAAACCCGGUCACAAUCCGGGAUCUUUAAACCCCGUCAACCCAUGUCUCUAAACACUCUCACCUCACCACCCAUCUCUCCGUUACCAAAAUCACAUCUCGCUGCCCUCUCGGACCCGAACUGGAAAAACGCCAUGACAAACGAAUAUGAAGCUCUAUUGGCAAAUAAUACGUGGGAAUUAGUACCGCGUCCAAUUGACGCGCCUAUUAUUCGGUGUAUGUGGCUCUUCAAACAUAAAUUUCAUGCCGAUGGAACCUUAGAACGACACAAAGCUCGACUUGUCGUUAAUGGUAAAAGUCAAACCGUGGGCAUCGAUUGUGACGAGACAUUCAGUCCGGUGGUCAAACCCACCACGAUUCGCACCGUCUUAAGUCUCGCUCUCUCAAAAGGGUGGUCGAUUAAUCAACUUGACGUCAAAAAUGCUUUUCUCCACGGUCAUCUUAAAGAAACGGUCUAUAUGUUUCAGCCUCCGGGGUUUACUUCCGCGACACAUCCGAAACAUGUUUGCAAACUUACUCGUUCUCUCUAUGGCCUUAAACAAGCACCACGUGCUUGGUACCAACGGUUCGCAGGCUACGUAUCUCGGUGUGGUUUCAAAAGUAGCACAUGUGCCACAUCCUUGUUUGUGUAUAAGAAAGGAGAUCAAAUGGCCUAUUUGUUGUUAUAUUUCGAUGACAUAAUCCUCACAGCCUCAAGCCCUUCACUGUUAAACAGCAUCAUCAAGUCUCUUUCUACCGAGUUUAACAUGACCGACCUUGGUUCGUUACACCACUUUUUAGGCAUAGCAGUUCAACAACAAAAGAAUGGUUUGUUUCUUUCUCAGUCCACUUAUGCCACAGAUAUAUUAUCACGAGCAAAAAUGCUGAAUUGUAAACCCGCUAGUACACCUAUUGAGGCAGGUUCAAAGUUAAGUGCCAUGACUGGCAAUCCCUUUUCAGACAGUUCACUUUACAGGAGCUUGGCUGGGGCUUUGCAAUACCUUACUAUCACACGGCCGGACAUCUCGUAUGCGGUUCAGCAAAUAUGCCUUUUCAUGCAUUCUCCUCGCGAGCCGCACUUUCAACUGCUGAAACGGAUCCUACGUUACAUCAAAGGCACUUUAUCACAUGGUCUCCUCAUAUCACCGUCCUCGUCUACAACAUUGACUGCCUAUUCUGAUGCAGAUUGGGGCGGGUGUCCCGACACUCGUCGGUCAACUUCGGGUUACUGCGUCUUCAUGGGAGGUAACCUCGUUUCUUGUUCUUCAAAACGUCAACCUACGAUCUCUCGGUCCAGCGCCGAGGCUGAAUAUCGUGGAGUUGCCAACGCAGUAUCCGAACUCAGCUGGAUCCGUAAUCUCCUUCUCGAGCUCCACGUACCGGUUAGACAUGCUUCCAUUGUUUAUUGUGAUAACAUUUCUGCAGUAUAUCUAGCCGAAAACCCAGUACAACAUCAACGAACAAAACAUAUAGAGCUGGACAUUCAUUUUGUUCGCGAGAAAGUCCAUCUUGGCACGAUCAAAGUUCUACAUGUUCCGACCGACUAUCAAUAUGCGGACAUUUUUACUAAGGGAUUACCGAAACAACUAUUCCAACGUUUUCGAUCCAGUUUAUGCUUCAGCUCACCUACGGCUUCAACUGCGGGGGACUGUUAGCCGAUAAUAUCUCCCGAUAUUAUUGGCAUGAAUAUUUUGUAUAUUUGUAUAAAAUGUUUGUUAGGAAUUAGAUUGAUUGUGAUUAGUUUAUUACCGUAAUUAUCUCUUCUCUGUGUACUAUGUAUAGGGGUGAUCCCCAGUUUGAAUGUAAGGAAUAUUGACUAUCUUACAGAGUUUUGGUGAUUGAUUACCCA